Brenthis ino (lesser marbled fritillary) is the source of this 1044-nucleotide messenger RNA. The record is from the annotation of a GenBank genome assembly. NCBI's taxonomy places the organism in Eukaryota, Metazoa, Arthropoda, Insecta, Lepidoptera, Nymphalidae.
AUGUUAUUUACUUCGCUUACCGCGGUCUUCGCGGUACUAAUCGUGACCAACGCGGAUCCUACUCCGAACACUAAAGAUGGUGGUCCGAUUGCGGAGCUGCCCGAAAAUUGGGACCAAACAAAAGACGAUACGCAAUCUUUGUUUUUGAACAAAAGCGAUAAGAAUGAUCUAGAACCUUAUCCUCUUGCUCUCAGUGAAGAAGGUAAUUCAGAAGGAUUUGAACAUACAGGAGAGCUUGAUAACCUUAUUAUGAGGCCUGAGUUAUAUGGUGAGCCCCCAGCAAUGGAAGGGUUGUCUCCUGGAUACGAGUCUAGACGCCGUAAGCGUGGGAGCGGAAAAGUCGGAGCAGGUGCUGCUACAAAAGUUGCAACUAAAUCAGGCUCAGGGAAGAAAAAUCUAAAACCUAAUGAAGCUCCUAUGCCUAUUGACUCUGCUAUUCAAGAACACGAGAACAAUCGCAGGAAACGUGGAAGCGGCACUAAAGUCAACGGCGCAGCAGCCUCUGCCAAGUCAAUUUCAAAAAAUUCCGGCGGAAAUAAAAAGAACUUUAGACCAAUCUCGGAACGUCGCAAGAGGGACUCCGGCUUAAGCGCCGCCGAUGUCAGAGCCCUGCUUAAUUUUUGGGAAGCACAGGAGCGUAGGAAGCAAGAGUGGAACGCGAACCAACGGGCAGAUUACUAUGGCCGCGUUAACACGCUGGAUGAAGAACCUGAAGAUGACAACGAAGUAUGGUAUAACGAACCCGUGCUCCUAGACCCGAGCGAGAGGGACUAUCCUCGUCAUUCGUACUUCUCCGAACAAAAUCGUAUUCCUUUGAACGACAUGUACCCUGAUCCCAAUGAAUUAUUACAACGGUAUGAAGAAGCACGCCGCAAGAGAAUGUAUGUAAAUAAGAUGAAGCGAUUUAUGGUAGCUCGGAAGCGAUCUGAUGGUCACCAGAAUAACUAUCGGACUCGCGAUGAUCUAUACACACUAGCGGAACUAUUACGCUCUGGGCCACGCGUUCAAGAGCAAGAUAUUCCCCUAUACCGCCGACUGAUACUU